AGUAUCAGCAAGUGAUGUGGGUUAGGUGAUACGACUUGGAUGGUGGUGGAAGAUGUUUACCCCAUGAGCGCGAGGAUCGUGAUGAGUGCAGUUGUCGGUGUUGAUUCCACGGUACGUGAGGACGGUACUUCAAGUUACUGCAAGGCUAUACAGCACGGCGCUUGCAAGCGGCAACGAAAGAAAAAAAGAGACUAUUAUUGUUCUAUACAUAGUAUGCACCAUUGGCCACUGUGUGCAGUGUCGUGCUGGCUGUACGCCGGUAAGCUGAUCGCAUAGGGCUGGGUGUGGUGCGGUUGGAUUGGAUCGUUUGAUGUUACCAUGUGCGCUGAUCAUGGAUCGGCGUUUUGUCCAGCCCUGCGCACCAAACUUGAAUCGGAUCCAACCAAAAGGUGCAGAAAAUGCAGUCAAACAUCAUGAUCGUAUAUGUCACGGUGA
Serpula lacrymans var. lacrymans S7.9 is the source of this 435-nucleotide messenger RNA. RefSeq lists its product as uncharacterized. The annotation marks the transcript as partial. The transcript has 2 exons. The record is from RefSeq and is a predicted model, not a curated record. Lineage: Eukaryota; Fungi; Basidiomycota; Agaricomycetes; Boletales; Serpulaceae.